UCCCUUUAUGCACAUAUGUCCCAAGGCAGUGGUUGUUUGCCUGACUUCUCCCUGCGGGUGUUGGAGCUCACAGAGUGCUACGUCGCUGGCUGGGGACACACAGAAUUAAGAUCUGCAGCACCAGCCAAAGCCUCUGACAUCCUGCAGGAGGCCAGAGUGCAUCUCAUUGACAUCCAGAUCUGCAACAGCAGCCGCUGGUACGGCGGGGCCGUGCACAGCCACAACAUCUGUGCUGGGUACCCGCAGGGCGGCGUCGACACCUGCCAGGGCGACAGCGGCGGCCCCUUGAUGUGCAGGGAUAGACACGCUGACUUCUUCUGGCUCAUUGGUGUGACCAGCUGGGGGAGAGGCUGCGGUAGAGCACAUCAGCCUGGAAUCUACGCGUCCACUCAGCACUUCUACAACUGGAUCCUGACGCAGCUGAGAGCAGCGGCCCACCCGACAUCGCGGUCAUGGAGCCAUUACACGACCGCCUCAUCCCAUUAUCAUGGGCAGUAUGUGGCGCCGACAUAACCCAGCACAUCAAGCUCCUGUCCGUAUCCAGUCCAGAAGCUCAGGGAAUUCUUUGCUGGGGUGCAGGAGCUCCUGCAGACCCUAAGGGGGAGCAAGGCUUAAUUAGGUGCAUGACCCACAGCGGGAUGAAAUGCACCACAACCCUUUAUUUUGGGUAAUGCCAAUGGCAGCCCCACUGCCAAAGUUCUGCUCUGCCCCAUCCACAAGUUGGAAAAAUAAAGCUUAUUUUCACAACCAU
Molecule: messenger RNA, 751 nt
Organism: Coturnix japonica (Japanese quail)
Lineage: Eukaryota; Metazoa; Chordata; Aves; Galliformes; Phasianidae
Source: RefSeq, a predicted model, not a curated record